Messenger RNA from Durotheca rogersii, 655 nucleotides. RefSeq lists its product as uncharacterized. The transcript has a single exon. Gene Ontology annotation, molecular function: zinc ion binding; DNA-binding transcription factor activity, RNA polymerase II-specific. NCBI's taxonomy places the organism in Eukaryota, Fungi, Ascomycota, Sordariomycetes, Xylariales, Xylariaceae. The record is from RefSeq and is a predicted model, not a curated record. The coding region runs from base 401 to 619 and encodes 72 amino acids. Gene Ontology annotation, biological process: regulation of DNA-templated transcription.
CGGCGCAGUCGGGGAGAUGCAACCCCCCGGCAGGAUCCACUGCGCAUUUAUAUCGCCGAACCAGUCCGGACUUUUGCCCGCCCCGAUCCCCUUCCUUGCAAUCUCGCUGACCGCUGGCCUUUCGAGCCUCCGUAUCGCCUCUGUCUCUCCCUCUCUCUCCCUCGACAAGCCUCCGCUCGCGUGUUGUCCGAUCUCGCCCUCAUAAACAGCCCCUACGUAUUCGCGCCAAUUCGAUGCCCACUGGCCUUUAGCCCUGUUUCAUCCUCUCUCAACGCGUCCUCUGCCUGCUCGUCCCGGCUCGCAUCCGCACCCCCUUGCCCCUCCGAUCGGGCUCGCGUCUCGGCCUGCCUCUACCCUCCCGCCAAUCCGUCCAGAUUAAGAGCCAGGUCGCGAUACGGCGAUGGAGCAGCCAAUCAGACCGCAAGCACGGGCUGCGCCCAAGCCCGGCAAGCUCAACUACGCCUGCGAGGCGUGUCGCAUCUCCAAGAUCAAGUGCCAAUCCGGGCCUCAGCCCGGCAUCUGCAAGCGGUAUGGCGCCACCACCUCGGGCUCACUCCCGUCUGUGAUCUCCCCCCCCCUCCCAAUCUGUAUAUGCGAUCCUGCGGGUACCAACCAGUAGCUGAAAGACUAAGAUAACAUCGUCCACAGCUGCUCC